Molecule: messenger RNA, 3657 nt
Organism: Trypanosoma rangeli
Lineage: Eukaryota; Euglenozoa; Kinetoplastea; Trypanosomatida; Trypanosomatidae
Product: putative R-SNARE protein
Exons: 1
Coding region: 1-3657 (1218 amino acids)
Source: RefSeq, a predicted model, not a curated record
AUGGAGCACCUUCGCAAGAUUCGCUUUUGGCGCCCAAGGGCUCCAGUUGCUUCCAGCACCACAGAUGCGCUCAAGCCGGACUGCCCCGCUCUUGUUUGCCAUGACGAGACGAUCGACUACGCGGCGUACCACCUGUGCGUCCUCGACCCCAUUCUGGGGAACCUCCUCUGCGUCGGGGACAAUGCGCCCGUCGUCGUGCUGACACGUGGUCGUCGUCGGGUGGCACUGCCUGUGCAAAAGGGGGCGCGAUGGCUGGACGCACAUAUAUUUGCUGGAACCUCGAGUUUUUUGUUAUUAUCCCCAGAGUGUCUGCUGCUUUUUGACUUUACACGGCGCCAUUCCCCCUCCGCUCUUUUCCCUCGCGGCAGGAACGAGUCACUGUUUGCCUGCCUGCACAUCCCGCAAGGUAUGACAUGGGGGGUUGUGGGCUGCCGCGGGGGAUCUGUCAUGUAUUGGAAGCUGAAGGAGGAAGCGGAUUCGCUUAGUUUGGUGUGGGCAGCAUUGACAACCGAUCUACUUGCGCUUUGUCGUCCCUUUCUUCCAACGCAAACGCCGCCGUCAUCGUCGUCGUUGUUGUGUGGGCACGUCCACUCGAUAGACUCCAACCCGACAAGUUCAAAUUCGCUUGUGGCGGUGCUUUCAGGGGUCCCUGGGGUAUGCAAGUGGCAUCUGGAUGAGAAUAGCCUAAGUGGUUUCUACCGUUUGCCCCACGUCACUGCGGGCACGUCUCUGCAGGCCUGCAGAGUAACCCCGGGAGGAACCUAUAUCAUCGCGACGAAAAGUGAUCUUGCCACCGUUUUCAUUUGGUCUAAUGGGGGAAAGAAGGCAAAGGACAGGUCGGUUGAGGUAUUCUGGACAUUGGAGACGGGAUGCCGCUUGCCUUAUUCUCCUGGCAAUGGUGACACGGAAGGCGUUGACGAGGACGACAGUGAGAAUGUACCGUGCGGUAUACACAUUGCGCGCAGCGCCGGCUCCUCCUCGCAAGCGCAAUCUGACAAAAAGUGUCAUAUACAUCUUCUUCUUUACUCGGUGGGGGAAUUGGUGGAGCUAGUGCUUGAUGUGGAGGGAAGGCAGCUUCACCAGAGAGAGGAUAUUUUGGCACAUGUGGCUGCACUCCAUCUGGAGCGAAUGCCAGCGCGGGGCACCAAAGGUGCUCUCGCCGUGAAGCGUGUCAUUCCGUGUGUUCGCUCCAGCUAUUGGGUAGGGAUGUGGACAGAACGCGAUCUGGAUGUACUCCUCAUGACGAGUAGCGCUUCUGGGCCGCUGCUCAUACGACGGUGCCGGUCAAAACGUAAUUUGGAGAGCGUAGAUACGUUGCAGGAACUUCCACGCGGGGCAAAUGCUUCAGUCAGAAUGCUGCUUUUAUCUCCAUCCCUUGAACGGUUGAACGCGUUCUGGUGUUCGGUGCGGAACGCUCAACAGGAUUCCGAUCCUUGGCGAGAUGUGUUGCAAGGGGGGGUGGGGUUAGCGAAGCCGUCUGACUUGCAGAAAUGGGAUGGCCCUCCCUUGGCGUUUGGCACAUUACCUGAUGUACCAUGCGGUGGUGUUUGCCUGUUUCCUUUGUCCAAUGAGUGCGUUCCUGUGCCCACGUCUGUCAUGGAGCAAUACACGGCGUGGGGGAGCCACGUCUCAGUUAAAGGUUGCAACACGUUUACCCUGCUCGAGCAAAUCAUACCAGAGCUGCCGCACUACACAGAAAUGAUACUGCGUGUUGUGGCAUGUGCAGACGCCGUUGUUGUCUCCGUGGUGCAUCUCUCAUCAACGCUCGUUGAACCCCUUGUGAAGCUUUCGAGAGAGUGCCUCAUGCCAGAUUCAACGUCUGCUGAGGGCAAGGGCGGCGACGAUGACAAUGACGCGGGCACUUUGGCACGAACCGCAGUUUUGGUCAGCUGCCGUAUUGCAAGGUCAGGAGGCGCAUCGUCAGGGUUGCAGUUGCUUCGUGGUGGAUGCAGCGUGCUUCUUCAGUUGCAGGAUGCCUCCUUCGUGCUGGUGGACUUGAGUGGCGCCCAGACAGGGGAGGAGGGGUUACCUUUUAUGGUGCGCUUCCCGGCAGCGCUCUUUCCUGCUGGUAGCACCUUGGCGUCAUUCGACACUGUCUGGCUGGAUUGUCCCGGCCCGUCUGCUUGUGUAAAAGUGGAGGCAACCAACAGGAUGUGCCUGGCGCUUGUCUGUGUUCUGUCCGACCAGAAGGGUGUGAUCGUGUGGGACAUGAGCUGCAUGCGACUUUUGUCGUACUUCCCAAGCGCUGGGGGCGAGGGGUGGCGAUACAAUGCCGUUAUUGCGUGUUCCCGGACGAACGACUUUCCUGUGUUGGGCGCGGAUUUACUAUGUGAAGUUGUUCUGAAGCCCACCGCCGGCGCCGCGAAGGCAGCGCCACACGGAAGCGAGGGAGUUAUCUAUCUACUCGACGUUUUUGGCCGGUUGUUGCUCCCAGUGCGUAUUCGCUAUGCUCCUGAAAAGGCGGAUGCGUGGGCUGUGAAAAAGGAUGAUGACGAGGCGGAGUGGUAUUCGAUUCCCUCGGGUAAAUCUGCGACAUUGCGCUUCUGCGCGCAGGUUGUCGGGGGCCACGUGGUGCUCGCAGGGGAGGUGAACCAUUCUGUUGGAGAAACGCUCAUGCCGUCUGCUCGCAUCGCUAUGGUAGAGGAAGGGCCGUCCUGGAUGUUUGGCCCCCUCGAGUGGCAUCUGCGUGAAGGACCUGAAAGAAAUGAGGAAGAGGUGGCGGCGACGGUUCCCGCACCUCGCAGCAGCAGGCGGAGUCAACGUGGGGAGGCGAGCGUCAUACUAUGCGCCGAAGGGAAGGUGGACGUCCUUGCUGCUGCGCGCCUGGCGGCAAAUGGAGCAGCGAAGCCCCUCGAACCGUUGUGCUCAUUCGAACCCGGCUGUGCCGUUGAACAUGUGGUUGCUUGCGAGUUCGCUGGUGCGUUGCUUGUGCUGACGAGGGACGCCAACAGGUGGCGCCGGGUCCGUAUGCUAGAUUUGGAGACGGCCCAGCCGCUGGCAGAGUCCAAGGCAAUGGUUCACUUCACGCAGGAGGAGCGCCUCCGCAUCUACCCUUUACCGGUCGAGGGGGGAAACCUCCACGUUUACGUGGUUGGCCGAGGUGGGGCGCUGGGCCACCUCGUUUUCGCUGCCGCCGACGGCGAGGGUGGGGCAAUGGGGCCCAGCGCUGGGGCGUUUUUCGCGGGGCUGCCUUGCUCAGCCGCACCCUCAAGUUUCCAGGCGUACCAGCGAUUCCUGCCGCCGCCGCCCACAACGAAGCAAGAGGGGGGGUUUUUGAAACGCCUCUUGGCACUGCCGUGGGAAGAGGAGGCCCUGAAAGUAGAGGGGCUGCUGCGCGCAGAGCGGCAGGAGUCGUUUGAGGAGCUUCGCCGGCGUCUGGCGCCCGCCGCCGGCCCCGGAGAGGCUCCGCAGCUCAAAGCAGCGCACGGGCGGCAGCAGGGGAGCCGAUAUGCUGAGAUAAAGUCCACUGCGGAGCGCGAAAACGUCACGCUCAACGAGGCGAGGCGGCUCAUGGGCGAGAACCAGGCGAAGCUCCGCGAGCGGGGGGAGCGGGUCGCCGAGAUAGCGAACCGGUCCCGCGAGCUCGCUGAGGAGGCCGCCAGGUUUCAGGACCUGGCCCGGAUGUUGAGAGAGAAGCAACGAAACAAAUGGAUGUGA